This is a messenger RNA of Miscanthus lutarioriparius, 669 nucleotides long. The record is from the annotation of a GenBank genome assembly. NCBI's taxonomy places the organism in Eukaryota, Viridiplantae, Streptophyta, Magnoliopsida, Poales, Poaceae.
AUGUCUCCGGCGCCGAGUUCGCGUCACUCGCAGAUCAAUUCGAGGAAGGAGAAGCGGAUGAGGAAGGUGGACACCUUCGCGCCGCACAACGAUGGCCACCAAUGGAGGAAGUACGGCGAGAAGAAGAUCAACAACACCAACUUCCCCAGGUAUUACUACAGAUGCACGUACAAGGACAACAUGAACUGCCCGGCCACGAAGCAGGUGCAGCAGAAGGACCACAGCGACCCGCCAUUGUACGCGGUCACCUACUACAACGAGCACUCGUGCAACAGCGCCUUCCUGCCGCUCUCCCCCUCCGAGUUCCAGUUGCAGACCUCGUCCGGGAAGGCCGUCUCCAUCUGCUUCGACUCCUCGUCCGGGGCGGCGCCGCAAGAACCGCCGGGCGCGGCGGCCGCGGCCACCAAUGCCAGCGGCGGCGGCUCGCCCUCUUCCAGCGCGGCGGCGGCGCGGCGAGGCACGCCGCCGGAGAUCAGUAACCCGCCCGUGCUGGCGCUGCGGCGGUCCGAGACGUACCCGUGGGGCACCGGCGCCGGCGCCGUGGAGCAGAAGCCGGCGUCCUGCAGCACCGAGUGCCACGACGCCUUCUCGGGUGCCGCCGGCGCCGUGCCGGAAGAGGUGGUUGAUGCAGGCAGAUUUGGGUCUAUCAGGUUCUUCCAUUUUUUGUAA